AUGGAAAAGAUUGAAAACCUAAAUAGUAGUCCAACAAACUUUUGGCACGGACAAUAUGUGAUGUUUGGAUCCAUCGUGUUCUUCCAAAUAGUGAAUAUAGUUGUUCAAAAAAUCGGUAAACCAAAAUCUGUGAGAGAAGACAGUUGGCGAUGGACGAACUUAGUUGUAUCCUGGGUUCAUGCAAUGAUUAUAAGUAUAUGGGAUAUUGUUUGUUUUAUUUUAUAUCCUGAGUUGAUGAAUGAUCUAUUAUAUUAUAAAAAUAACUUUAUAUAUUUCAUGGUGGCUGCAACUACAGGGUAUUUUGUUUAUGAUUUUAUUGAUAUGAUAAUCAAUAAUAAAAUAUUUAAAUUAUGGGAAAUAACGUUACAUCAUAUAGCUGUUAUUUCAAUGUUUGGUUUAAAUGUUUAUGAAGGAUCAUACUUAGCCUUUACUUGUGUGGCCUUACUAGCAGAACUCAAUUCCUUUUUCCUUCAUUCAAGAAAACUCUUGCAGAUGAUGCAGUUUCAAUAUGAUAUUGAUUUUAGAAAGACAAUUUGUUUAUUUUUAUCUAUUUUAUUUUUAAAGUUGAAUAACGCAAAGGAAGCGUACUCCUCAGAAUAG
Molecule: messenger RNA, 600 nt
Organism: Lottia gigantea (owl limpet)
Lineage: Eukaryota; Metazoa; Mollusca; Gastropoda; Lottiidae
Exons: 5
Coding region: 1-600 (199 amino acids)
Biological process (GO): plasma membrane organization; membrane assembly; phospholipid homeostasis
Cellular component (GO): plasma membrane
Source: RefSeq, a predicted model, not a curated record